AUGUUAUUAAUAAGUGCGGAAUCAGCUGAUCCUUAUUCAACUAUUGUGGUGGAUCCCAAGACUGGAGUUUCUGCAUGGAGUUUCAAAGGCUCAGAACUUCAAGGUGGAGCUGCUUCCUCGGUUGUACCUUUAGGAAACUCUGGAGACGUUUUAAUGAUACCUAUCAAAGAUCGUCCAAUAUUACAUGCUAUAGCAGUUCAUAACAAAGACCGAUAUCAUAUAAAAACAGUAGUCGGUGGUCCGAUUUCUAGUUUAUGUACCAAUUCGGAUGGUUCUCUAGUCUUCGCUGGAAUUAAGACUCAAAUCUUUGUUUGGUUGUUAACUUCUGGCGAACUUUUAUCGGUUACAGACGCUUUCUAUCAAAAUAUUACGAAAAUUCUUCUAUCGGAUGACGAUUCAUACCUUUUUGCUAUUUCCAAAGACGGCUCUAUAAAUGUAUAUUUAGUCGUUGACUUAUUAUCAGUUGAUAGAGGCCAAAGAGUGAAUCCAAUUAGGACGUGGUCGGCUCAUUCUAAUAAUGUUAUGGAUAUUGCAAUAACUCAAGGAUUAAACCCUAGAAUCGUCACAUGUGGAAUGGAUCAUGUAGCGUUUGUUCAUUCGAUAUCUCUUAACACAGCCCUUUUAAAAGUUUCUGCGGAUAGACCGUUGACUAGUUGUACUAUAGAUGCCGGUGAAACUCGAAUUUUCUUAGGUACUGAUAAUGGAAAUAUAGCUCAGAUUAACCUUUACACUUUGGAUGGGAGAGAUGAACUACUCAUCCAAACAGCAGACGAUAAGGACGAACGUUUCCCUGUCUUCCACGGUCAUUCUGCUGAGAUUAAAAGACUCGCCGUUAAUAAUGAUAGUACACUCUUAGCAUCUGGAGAUAUCGAAGGAAAAUACUGUAUAUGGGAUAUUGUUAGCAGACAAUGCUUAAAGGUCAGCACGUUGAGAGGAGCCAUAUCAACUCUCCAAUUUAUUCCUAAUUGGAUCACGUUGUCCUCUAAGGAUAUAACGCCUUUACCCAAGCCAACAUUAGAUCUCGAAAAAGGUGUUUCAACAUUCAAACAAAUACCAUUGAAUGUUAGUAAAUCUAGUACUUCUGAGGCUACUGAGUUCUUUAACGACCUUGCCGACGGGUUGGCCAAAAGGUUCCUUGGCAAUCAUGGUGAACCACAGAUCAGAGAAGUGGCUAUAACCAAGCCAAUAGAAACAUCUGCUUCCUCUUUAAAAAGAACCAACUCCAAUAGUGUCAAGACGGAUUCAUCCGUUGAGUACACGGAUGAAGAGAAGAUUCGAGCAAUGGUAGAAGAAAACAAAAAGCUGAAAGCUAUAAAUGCCCAAAUGUACGACUUUGUUGCGAAGGAACUCCUUCAGUAA
This is a messenger RNA of Auanema sp. JU1783, 1359 nucleotides long. NCBI's taxonomy places the organism in Eukaryota, Metazoa, Nematoda, Chromadorea, Rhabditida, Rhabditidae. The record is from the annotation of a GenBank genome assembly.